Messenger RNA from Porites lobata, 2299 nucleotides. The record is from the annotation of a GenBank genome assembly. NCBI's taxonomy places the organism in Eukaryota, Metazoa, Cnidaria, Anthozoa, Scleractinia, Poritidae.
AUGACAGCCAACGAGUCAAGACAUUACGGUGAAUGGGCUCUUUCAAGCUGGUACGACAUUUUGCCGGGACCCGAUCGCCUCCUCGAAGUCUCGACGUCGUUAAACGAAUACGAUGCGUGGCAUUCGGUGCAAAACUGGUGCAUGAAGCUUCUCUCGCCCGGAAUAGACACGGAAAAACUGCAGGCAAUUGCGGACUCGCUGAUCUACAAUCACUGGAAUCAAGCAAAGAGAAUGGGUUGCAUCGGAGUCCAGUUUACUUACAUAAAUGGAUUUUAUCACAGGUUUGUCUGGAGGGCUUCGUGACAUGUUGUCUUCGACGCUAUUUGAGUUCACCGAACCGUGCGUGGCAACGCAGUAUCCUAAUUUUUUUUUCUGUUGCCAGUUGUGUAUGCAAGUAUUGCAGGAGUCUGCUUAUAAAACCUGAUGAAAUGAUACUAUUUUAAAUGAAAAUUAUCUUCCACACAAAUUUUAAAGCAAGUUAAAGACCAACAAAUGUUAUCAUUAAACCUUUGCGUGUUUUUCGCCAUAAUAUGUAAUUUAGAAUUUUAAAGCACAACAAAAGUGUAUUGUUGAUAUGCUUAGUGACCUCCAGGGCUUUACUAAUAAACAUUCGAUUUCCAUUUCCCUUGCAAGAUCGUGUUUUAAAAUUCUAGACUAGACGGGAAAUUAUUAUUAUUAUUACCAGAACUGUAACCUCUUUUUCUAUCCUUACAGAGAUGCUCCUAUACUAUCUCCAGAAUGUGACCUAUAAAAAUGACCUCAAGGACAAAAAACUGUUCUCUAAUAGAAACAAUUUAGUGCAAUAUCAAUAUAAAUAAUAGAGGUGUACAUACUGGACUUUCAAUGUUACUGAAAUAAUUAUUUGUAAAUUGGAAAUUACGUUAGUGGAAAACAAUUUCACCAUAAAAGGGGAAAAUAAUAUUAUCGUUAUUAAAAAUCUUAACGUAUAAUAAACCGAUAUUUACAAGGUUCUUGUUAUUUUUUGGUGUAUAUCAAAAUAUCUAUCACUGGUCAUCAAAUUGACUUAUGGUUGAAUGGACACAGUAGGUAAAAAAUUCUCUCAAAUGAAUUCUAUUUUUUAGCACAAUAUAAUUUGCCAUCGUUUUUCUAUGACAACCCAAUGUAGGGGUAACUGCCAGGAGCUCUUGCGGGAGCUCAUCAUUAGUGAUGGGGGCGCCUGUAAAUGCCCAGUAUGGGUCAAUAUGCGUUCCUUUUUAGAGCAAGAACGAGAAGUCCAAAGACUACUGCAAAGCUGAUUUAAGACAACGUGUAUUGUUUUUUAUAACAAUAUUUCGGCUGGCCAUACCAGCCUUCUUCAGGUUUACAGUUGUUUUAGAGCCCCAUUCAUACCAUCAAAAAUUCUACUACAUCAUUACUUGGCAAAGGUUGUCCACCACUUCAAAAUGAGAACGUUUAUAAACUCAAAAUGUAAAUACGAAACAAGAGGGAGCUCAUUUUAUACACUGACUGAUUUAAGCUUUAGUGAGAGUGAGAUAUCUUCGUCAAAAUGGCACGGUUUAGUCCAGAUAUUAUUUAAAGGCAUUUCAAAAACGUUAAUGACACAGGUCAUGUAAGAGUCUUUAAUUGUUUUUUGUCGGUAGCUCGUGAUAGUCAUCAUUAUCAUCAUCUGACUAACAAGCUGAGGCCUACGAACUCGGGACCCUCGUCCAGAAGGCCGUAAAGUAACCAAUUAUCCCGAUCCUUGCAAGGCUGUUGACAGAUCUUGGAGACUGGGAGUCUGCGCAGUAAGGCGCCGGUGUUUUUAGAGCCAAGGGAGAAAUUUCGAGGACGCGCGCGCACGAGGCCGAAGGGAGAAAAGGAGAGGAGGUCUCCUCUCCCCUUCGCGUGUUCCCCUCGCGUGUUCUAUAAAAGCUAAGCAAACCAAGGUUAGUGAUGAUAAUUAACAACAAUAUCACCGUUUUAUUGCCUUCAACUCGGGGAAACGGGAGGGGAAGGGACCCUUCUGGCUAAUCAAGUUAUUAUGCAAAGAAUGGGAUAAUUAUUAAAUAUACUCCUCCCUUUACUCUAUUUGACCAUUGUCAUGGGCAACUCAGUUUCCCGGUCUUCAACAGAAAGCUACAAGGAAUGUAACCUCACAAAAGGUCCAGAUCUUACAGAAGUCGUUUGAAUUUGAUUUUAUGAAGUGAAUGCAUACAUGCCUUUUGAAAGCAUUCGAAAUAAAAUGUGUUAUUUUGUGGUUUACUGUGAGGAUGACGAUGACGAUAAUGAUGACGACGAUGAUGAUGACGAUGAUGAUGGCGAUGAUGAUGGCGAUGAUGAUGACGAUGAUGAUGACGAC